Platichthys flesus (European flounder) is the source of this 2377-nucleotide messenger RNA. Its product is annotated as LHFPL tetraspan subfamily member 2a protein-like. The coding region runs from base 465 to 1133 and encodes 222 amino acids. The record is from RefSeq and is a predicted model, not a curated record. Gene Ontology annotation, cellular component: membrane. The transcript has 3 exons. Lineage: Eukaryota; Metazoa; Chordata; Actinopteri; Pleuronectiformes; Pleuronectidae.
GUCCCGUCCUGCAGAGAGGAAGCAGCCUCACUGACUGAGCGGUAGGAGAGAGAGCAGGACUCACCCCCGGGAAGAGACGCAGCGUUUCAAAACCAAAGGAGCAGAUUCCUCUUCCCUCGCUCCUGCACGAACCUGCUCCCCCCGACUGAACGUCUCCUCUUCAGAUGAAGCCAUGGCUGAGGGGAGCUGCUUCGGUGCGUUGUAGCUGUUUGGGAUGACCAGGGCUGAGCCUCACGUCUCAGAGGGAGAGGGACACAGCGAGGAAGAAAGAAUCGCUGGAGGAGAGAAAACAUCUGCUGGGAGAGGAUAAGAUCAGCAGCCCAUCUGGAUCUGAACAGGGAACCUACUGGACCUCUCUCCGUGGAAGAAAAGGAAUUUCCGUCACUUCUGAGGAGCUUUAACAGACUUUAAACUUUUCUUUUUUUCAUUCACUGGUUGUUACCGUUCCAAGAGGGGCAAGCGUCAUGUGCCAUGUCAUUGUAACGUGCCGCUCCAUGCUCUGGACACUGCUCAGCAUUGUGGUGGCCUUUGCUGAGCUCAUCGCCUUCAUGAGUCCUGAUUGGCUGCUGGGAUUCCCCCGCUCGGACUCCGGUGUGAGUGGUGCGGGGGUGGAUCCCGGGGAGUACCGGCCGUCGCUCGGCCUCUACAGCCGCUGCCUGCAGGUCGGGGCGCGGGGAGUGGGGGUGAGCUGUGGGCCGUACGCCUGGACGUUCGGGGAAGUGGCCAGUGGCUUCUGGAAGGCGGCCAUGUUGUUUCUGGCCGCUGGGACGUUGGUGCUGGGCUGCGUGGCCUGUCUCUCCAUCUUCAGCUUGUGUUUCCAGAGCAUCCUGAAGAAGAGCAUAUUCAACAUCUGUGGGCUGCUGCAGGCUAUCGCAGGCCUGCUGCUGAUGGUGGGCCUCAUGCUGUACCCUGCCGGCUGGGGUUCAGAGAAGGUCAUCGGCUACUGUGGCCCUGAUGCCUCGCCCUUCAGGCCGGCUCUGUGCUCGCUCGGCUGGGCGUUCUACGCGGCGAUAGGAGGAACACUGGCGACCUUCCUGUGCUCUGUUCUGUCCGCGCAGGCUGAGGUCGCCACCUCCAGCGAUAAGGUCCAGGAGGAGAUCGAGGAGGGGAAGAGUCUGAUAUGCCUGCUCUGAGCCUCCAGGGACGUUGGGACGACAUCCUUCUCUCUAAUAGAGUGAUUUUCUUCACGAAUCAGCUGAUUGUCGAAAAGAUAAAUGCUUGGUAACAGCUUUUUUUAAACAUUAGGUGGUGUACUCACUUGCUGAAGCCCACCUGAGGCCAAGAAACGUCAUCCAUACACUUAUUCUGUGUUUUUUUCUUUUUGGGGGUUUAUUUUUUACCAAGAUACUGUUUAUUCUUGUUAUAAUUCUUGCCGUAAACAAACCACUGUACUAGGAUAGCAGGAGAUAAGCGCGUGUGCUGUUGUGGACAGGUCCGACACUGCUGCCAGUGAAACAGUGUGUAGGAUUGUAAAUGUCAUUAAAAUGUUCAUUUACACGGUUCACCUGCAAACCUCAACAAACCACUGAAUACUAGCAGAUGUGCCCACUAAAGUAAAACCCCAACAAUGUGUGUCUGUGUGUGUGUGUCUUUGUGUGUGCGUGUGUGUGUGUGUGAUAGGCGUUAACUGUUGAGGUUUCCAAACGUCCAAAUGCUCUGAUUCUGCAGCUCAGCAGGACAGUGAGAUUUAAGGGAUUUGCUGACUUCAAAAGAUGUUCCUUCGCUUAAAUGGAUUUUUCGUGGCUCUAUCUUAAUAACUGGCCGAGUGUGUGCGGAGACUUUCCAUAUGUCUCACUGUGGUGUGCUUUCACAGGCGUGGGGGGGGGGGGGGGGGGGUGCUCUCAGCGAGAUAAAGCCGACUGCACCACAGCUUAUCACAAGCUACCUGACGUGAAGAGAACCAUGCAAGACAAGAUCUGGCUCUGGAAAGAGAUCCGAGACAUGAAACAAUGGGAGAAAAUUCAAAAAGCCUUUGAUAUGGAUGAAGGCAAAAAACUCCCAGUGGCUCAUGGGAGAUUCCGCCUCAGACUUUCUUUCAGAGCAGACCUCCUUAGUUUGGGAGAUUCAGAGCAUUCCUGUUCCCUAUUAGCACCUGAUGUCGUGCUUUGCACUUAACCCCUGAGCUCAUUUCACAUUGCUACACAAGUCGCUGUAUAGAUCUAAUGCUUUUUUCUCCAUUGUAGAUGAGAUGUGCAAUAAUUGAACUGUAGUGUGUUUUGCUGAAAUCACGAAUCAAUGAUUGUCCGCUGUUUUUUGUUACAUUAACAAAAGAGUGACGGUGUCUGUGGAAUGUUGUGUGACGCUGCAAGCUCAAGAGAUUGAUGGUGUGUGAUUAGAGACACAGUCUGUACUCAAAUAAACCAGGCCUCCUCCUGUA